Molecule: messenger RNA, 1282 nt
Organism: Vespula pensylvanica (western yellowjacket)
Lineage: Eukaryota; Metazoa; Arthropoda; Insecta; Hymenoptera; Vespidae
Product: BAG family molecular chaperone regulator 2
Exons: 4
Coding region: 86-679 (197 amino acids)
Biological process (GO): protein stabilization
Molecular function (GO): protein-folding chaperone binding; adenyl-nucleotide exchange factor activity
Source: RefSeq, a predicted model, not a curated record
AGUUGGCCACGAUGACCAUAGCUGCAGUACUACAUUCAUCUUUUCGCGUGUUGAACUUCUGUCAGUAGUCUGUUUUAUCCCUUCUAUGAAACAUUUAACUAAAAAAAUUUUCGUUAGAAUGGAGAAUCCUUUACCUCAUAUUAUUGAAAGUGCGGAUUGUGAUAGUACGAUAAAACCGAAAGAUAGGUUAGUCAGUUUGUUGGAUCAAAUAGAAUUACAUGUAGAACAACUUCGAAGAGAUGCCUGGAGACUUGAAGAAGAAAAGGAUACUUUAUUAAGUACUUUAGAUACUAUUAGAAACAACGAACUAUUAGGUUUCUUGGAAGAACCAGCAGACAAAGAUGACGUAUUACGAUAUGCAGAAAGAUUAUCUAUGCGGUGUUUAACCGUAGAUGUUUUAGUAAAAAUACAACGUGAUAAUGUGCAGCAGGAGGCAUUACAUCAAGUAAAUGGUUUAAUAGACGGUUUAAUUGUUAAUCUUCGUCAAGAUCCAAGUGGAACUCGACAAAAAUGUGCUGCAUUUAUGAAUGCUUGUUCUUCUCAAGCGAUAGGUCAUUCGGAUAAAAAUUUUGAAACUGCUAUCCUUGGAUGUACUUUAGAUGAUCAGAAAAGAGUGAAGAAAAGAUUACAAGGUUUAUUGGAUUACAUUGAUAAAAUGCACACCAUUGAAUUUCAGUAAAAGACCUAUGGCAUAAUGUACAUUGCGAAUAUAUUGAUUUAUGCAUUUUCAUAAUAUGUGUUUUUAGUAAAGUUCUGAUAUUGCAUAAUACGAAUAUUAAAGAAGAUGCUUAAAUAAUCAUUUAUGAUACAUGUAGUAAAAGUAUAAUUUCUUUCUGCAUUUGCGAAGCAUCUAUGUUUGUAAUUGUUAGGAGGAUGUGAAUUUCUUACAUUAUGUACCAUAAGAAACUGACUUUACACAGCCUAUGCUACAAUGAAUAGAAUUGGUGGUGUAUAUAUUGAUGUAUGUGUACUAACUUUAAAAUUAAUACCAACAAUUCCAUUCGGUGUACAAGAAUAUUAAUAACACAUGUGAUACGCAAAGAAUUUUAUAAAGAAAUAAUAGCACAGGCCGGAGCUUCCUUACCUGCAACGUAAAUUAUAAAAUUAUGAUUAUACAUCAUAAUUACACGUGUAAAAACUUACAUUAAAAAAUGAUAUAAAUAUGAUAAAAUAGACACACAAUAUAUUAUAUCAUGUACUAAAUUUUGGACAUCAAAAAAUGAUUAUGUAUGUUUUAUGUGCUUUUAAUAUCUAUUAAUAAUUAGAAUAAGAUUAGAAUUCA